Castor canadensis (American beaver) is the source of this 2223-nucleotide messenger RNA. RefSeq names its product leucine carboxyl methyltransferase 2 (gene Lcmt2). Lineage: Eukaryota; Metazoa; Chordata; Mammalia; Rodentia; Castoridae. The record is from RefSeq and is a predicted model, not a curated record. Gene Ontology annotation, biological process: tRNA methylation; wybutosine biosynthetic process. Gene Ontology annotation, molecular function: tRNA methyltransferase activity; protein binding.
GCUCACGACCGAGACAGGCGUAGCUCCCGAGUCUCUGGCGACCAUGGGCCCGCGAAACCGCGAACGUCGGGCAGGAGCAGUACAGAGCACCAAUGACAGCAGCGCCCUCAGCAAGAGCUCCCUGGCCGCGCGCGGGUAUGUGCAGGACGCCUUUGCCGGGCUGCUGGUUCGGGGGACUGCACGCCGUGCACCGCUCAUUCACCGGGGCUACUACGUCCGCGCGUGCGCCGUGCGGUAUUGCGUGCACGCCUUCCUGAUGCGCACGGCCACGACCUCCGACGCGCCUAGCGCCCAGAUUCUGUCUCUCGGUGCCGGGUCGGAUUCGCUGUAUUUUCGUCUCAAAACUGCUGGUCUUUUGGCCAGGGCUGCCGUGUGGGAAGUGGAUUUCCCAGAUGUGGCGCGGCACAAAGCCGAGCGGAUUGGAGAGACACCGGAGCUGUGCGCGUUAACAGGGCGCUUCCGGAUCGGCGGCCCCGGGUCAGCGCUGUGCUUUGAGAGCUCGGACUACUGCAUCCUGGGCUUGGACCUGCGGCACCUCCAGCGCUUGGACGAGGCCCUGGACGUCGCGGGCCUGGACGUCGCCUCACCUACCCUGCUCCUGGCCGAGGCGGUGCUCACCUACCUGGAGCCCAGUAGUGCCGCGGCCCUCAUUGCCUGGGCAGCCCAGCGUUUUCCUAAUGCCCUUUUCGCGAUCUACGAGCAAAUGAAGCCGCGAGACGCGUUUGGGCAGGUCAUGCUGCAACAUUUUCAGCAGCUGAAUUCUCCCCUGCAUGGCCUGGACCUCUUUCCCGACGUGGAGGCCCAGCGGUACCGCUUCCUUGAAGCUGGCUGGACGGCCUGCAGUGCCCUAGACAUGAAUGAAUUCUAUCGCUGUUUUCUCCCCGCAGAAGAACGCCGGCGGAUGGAAAAUCUCGAACCCUUUGAUGAGUUUGAGGAGUGGCACCUGAAGUGUGCCCACUAUUUUAUUCUGGCAGCGUCUAGGGGAGACACCCUAACCCAGACUCUGGUGUUUCCACCCUCGGAUUCAUUUUCUCGGGUAGAUCCUGCUUCACCGGCAGGGGUCUUCCUUGCCAGAGUAGUGCCUGGUGACAGUCAGGGCUCAAACCUUAAGCGAUAUGGCCACGCCUCUGUCCUCUUGAGCCCAGGCAUUAUUCUCAGUGCAGGAGGAUUUGGAGAGCAGGAAGGUCGGCACUGCCGGGUGAGCAAGUUUCAUUUGCUCUCCAGAUACUGUGGCUUGAAAUGGAAAGGCAGCCAAAUAUGCAGCGGGGGUACCGGAACUCAGUGGGAUGGACGCCUUUAUCACACCAUGACAAGACUCUCAGAUACUCAGGUUCUGGUUCUGGGAGGGAGACUAUCCCCAGUAAGUCCAGCUUCGGGGGCUCUCCAACUUCAUUUAUAUAAAAGGGAGGGUAAUUGCCCUGAGGACCUGAAUGUGACUGUAACAAAGAUUGGCUUCAAAGACGAUUCCAUUCUGUCGUGUUGGCGGCAUUCAACAACAGAAGUAUACUAUCAGAAUCAGAAAUACUUGUUUGUGUAUGGGGGUCGAGGUGUGGUGGAACCUGUACUAAGUGACCUGCAUUUCCUACAUGUAGGGACAAUGGCUUGGGUCAAUAUCCCGGUGGAAGGGGAAGCACCUGAAGCUCGACAUUCCCACAGUGCUUGCACUUGGCAAGGGGGAGCCCUUAUUGCUGGAGGUCUUGGGGCUUCUGAGGAGCCAUUGAACUCUGUGUUCUUUCUGAGACCAAUGUCUUGUGGAUUCCUCUGGGAACCAAUAGAUGUCCAGCCUCCCAUUACUCCAAGGUACUCCCACACAGCUCACGUACUCAAUGGAAAGCUUCUCCUGGUUGGAGGGGUCUGGAUUCAUUCCUCCUCAGUUCCUGGAGUGACUGUUAUCAAUUUAACUACAGGAUGGAGUUCUGAGUAUCAGAUUGACACAACGUGUGUGCCAUGGCCAUUAAUGUUACACAACCAUACCAGCAUCCUCCUUCCUGAAGAGCAGCAGCUAUUGCUCCUUGGAGGUGGUGGGAACUGCUUUUCCUUUGGCACUUAUUUCAAUCCUCAUACAGUGACAUUAGACCUUUCUUCCUCAAGUGCAGGGCAGUAAAGACUGGACUGGAUACUUUCAGGACACACUAAAGUAGACAAUAAAGGUUUCCACAAAUAGAACUUGAAUCUAGCUAUAAAUAUUGUCACGCCUCCCCCAUCCCUCUUUUUUUUGCCUUU